Xenopus laevis (African clawed frog) is the source of this 2247-nucleotide messenger RNA. RefSeq names its product LanC like 2 S homeolog (gene lancl2.S). The record is from RefSeq and is a predicted model, not a curated record. The coding region runs from base 382 to 1707 and encodes 441 amino acids. Gene Ontology annotation, biological process: carbohydrate metabolic process; peptide modification. The transcript is spliced from 11 exons. Lineage: Eukaryota; Metazoa; Chordata; Amphibia; Anura; Pipidae. Gene Ontology annotation, cellular component: nucleus; plasma membrane; cytoplasm.
UCUGACAGUCUGGUAAAAGGCUGGCUGGGUUGACAAUUGGGAGUUGUGUGUGUCUGCAAACCUCCUCCCCUGAGUCUGUCCUAUCCAUUAAUUCAUCAGUGGAUCACAGGGAACCAUUCAGCUGCUGCACAAAGGCUCUGGGGGAUUACAAAUUGGCUUUUCCAGACAUUAGAAUGAAAUUGAGCUGCCCAAAAGAGGUGUGGUGGCAUCUCUACAGGACUGAAUCAGACACUUUUCAUCCCUGCAAGAGCUGUCUCACUUGGAUGUCAUGAAGAAAGGAUUGUGGAAGCUGCCUGAGAACUGUAGAAGAAACCCGGACGCGUUGCGAUAAUUGACAGCGACUGCCAAGUAUUUUGUCCCUGACGGCUCUCCGUUGGGGAGAUGGGAGAGGGCAUGUCAAAGAGGCUGAGGCUGCAGCUCGGUGGGGAGGCGGAGAUGGAGGAACGCGCUUUCGUCAACCCCUACCCGGACUAUCGGCCGCCACUACCUGCACUUGGUGCCGGAGGGGAGCAGGAAAGGCAGGAAGAAGAUGAAGCCCUGGGGGAGCUGGAUCUGCCUUUUGACAGGGAUGGGAAGAUCAGAAGUAGCUUUUCACGGCGUUUGGAGACAAAAAUCAGUGAUUUACUUCAGCAAAUGGAAGAAGGUUUGAAGACUGCAGACCCACAUGACUGCUCUGCCUAUACAGGAUAUACAGGUAUAGCCUUGCUCUACUUACAGUUGUACCGUGUUACAAAGGAACAGAGCCACUUGCAACGCUCACUUGACUACGUGAAACGAAUUCUUCGGAAUCUGAAUGGAAGGAGGAUCAGCUUCCUGUAUGGUGAUGCUGGUCCCCUUGCCGUGAGUGCCGUUGUACACCACAAGCUGCAAAAUGAGGCUGAGUCCAAGGAAUGCAUUGCAAAGCUGCUGCAGCUUCAGAGAGGAGUGGUUAGUACAGACACAGACCUUCCAGAUGAGUUACUGUACGGUAGAUCUGGUUACCUGUAUGCUCUGCUCUAUUUAAAUAACGAGAUAAGCCCAGACACAGUACCCCAGGCUUCUAUUAUAGAGGUUGUAGAUGCCAUUAUUGAAUCUGGAAAAAACUUGUCAAAAGAAGAGCAUAAAACAGAACGCUGUCCACUACUGUACCAGUGGCACAAGAAGCAAUAUGUGGGGGCAGCACAUGGACUAGCUGGAAUCUACUACAUGCUUAUGCAGCCUUUGUCAAAAGUGGAUGUAGAAGCACUAAGUGACCUGGUAAAGCCAUGCAUAGACUACGUGCGUCACAAAAAGUUCAGGUCUGGCAAUUACCCAUCGUCUUUAAGCAAUGAAACAGACCGGCUGGUGCACUGGUGCCAUGGAGCACCUGGCGUUAUUCACAUGCUUCUCCAAGCACACAAAGUUUUUAAAGAGGAUAAAUACUUGAAAGAUGCCAUGGAAUGCAGUGAUGUCAUCUGGCAAAGAGGCCUUCUAAGAAAGGGCUAUGGAAUCUGUCACGGUACAUCUGGCAAUGGAUAUGCCUUUCUAUUGCUCUACAAUCACACCCAAGACAAGAAGUAUCUGUACAGAGCUUGCAAGUUUGCUGAGUGGUGCUUAGAGUAUGGAAAACAUGGAUGCCGCAUCCCAGAUAGACCAUAUUCUCUUUUUGAAGGAAUGGCUGGUGCAAUCCACUUCCUUUCGGACAUGUUGACACCUGAGACUUCCCGCUUCCCGGGAUUUGAACUCUGAUCACUUGGAGGCAGACAACGCAGAGGGCUAAGUUUAUGUGCCAUUACGGGAGGCAAGGAAUAAAAGCAUGUCAUUAUGCCGAGUGCCUACAACACACUGUGUCAACGGAAAAAUUCUCCACGUUUGGGUGAAUUUUAUGUUGUGACUUGCAAUAAACGGCAUUGCACAUGUAGGGAUACCAUAUGUAACUUGCCGUUUGAUAUCCCAAAGAAGAUGACAUUUCCAUGCUUGCUGCACAUGAUUUUUCAUUCAUGUCUAUUUGUAAUACAGCUGUUGCUCAGUUUGCGUUUGCUUGCUUUUGUUUGAGAGGCACAAACUGUACAUGAUUAUCCGUUGCUUCUCCUUAGGAUGAAGGCAAAUUUCUGUUCAUAUGGAAUACAUCCAUACACAUACAUUCUUGUUUCACUGUUCACAUUACAAAUGCUUCAGCCAGCAAUUUUGCAGCUUACAGCACUGGAAUAGUGACAUUCAGUUUUCUUAGUAAUGGUUAUUCUCUCUUAGGGUAAGGUCACACUGUGAGAUUCAGGGAGAUUUAGUCGU